Messenger RNA from Dioszegia hungarica, 1584 nucleotides. RefSeq lists its product as uncharacterized. The coding region runs from base 1 to 1584 and encodes 527 amino acids. The transcript has 4 exons. The record is from RefSeq and is a predicted model, not a curated record. Gene Ontology annotation, molecular function: DNA binding. Lineage: Eukaryota; Fungi; Basidiomycota; Tremellomycetes; Tremellales; Bulleribasidiaceae.
AUGUCCACUCACAACUCACCUCAAGGACCAGAGGAUCAUGCUCGCUUGGCAGAGGACUUUCCCUCACCCAGUGCCGCGCUGCACUUGGACAUGGCGGCGGAGCUGGAAAGGCAGGCCGCCGUAGCUGCCACGACCGACGCCAUGGAGGCUGCCGAGGUAUCGAUGCAGCACGACGACGAUGAGGCGCAUCAGCUCGAGCAGCAGCUGCAUCAUGGUCAUCACAUGGAUCAAGGAGACGAGGGAGAAGGCGGAGAGAUGAAGCUAUCAGAGGAGCAGAAUCAGCAGCCGGGACCCAUGACGCUUGAAGCGGGCAUGAGACGGUCCGGCGUACUGCACCUCGAAUCGUUCUACACGCCUACACCGCAUCCGCCCAAGGAAUCGCACAUACCGGCGAGCCGUCAGCUGGAGAUCAUGCGGGAAUUCUACAUGCGUAAUCCAACACCGUCAAGAGCGGAGCUGGACAUGUUGGCGGAGAAGACAGGACGGCCGUGGAGGAAGGUCAGAGAGUACUUUCGGCAGCGGCGAAAUAAGGGGAGAGGGAUCCAAGAUCUGGACGGUGUACCCGAGCCAGCAAGAGCGACGGGAUGGCUGCAAAUGUCUUAUAGAUCCGCUGAUCCAUCCACCUCGCUCUCGCAAUUGGGCCUCUACUCGGCAUAUCGGACCCGCUUCGAUCCGUACCAUACUCACACCCCACUCAUGACCGGACAAGAGUUGAUCCAACUCGCUAUAGCCACCUUUCCGGGCUGUGAGAUGGCGCGAGACGAGGGAGAGUAUGUCUUGAAGGGGAUGGACAAGCGGGACAAGGAGGAAGAACGGGCAGACGAGGAUGAGGACAGUGGAAAAGUGGACAAAGGGAUCGAUGGGCUAGUGGAGCCGGUACGAGCUAGUACAUGGCUGCUCAAUAACUUCCAGCAGGCCGAAUCUUCAUCUACCGCCCAACCCCUUACCCAGACUGAUCUAUACACGGCCUACGCCACCCGCUUCUCCUUCACACCCCCUCCUGCCCCUUCCCAUCCCUCGCCAUUACCACAAGUACCGCAUCUCCCCACAGAACUGGCCCUGCACAAUCUUGAUGGCAUAGCCUCUGGCCUCGGCGAAACGGAGGACGCCCAUGGUUCCAGUCCAACCUACCCUCCGCUUCCGGUACAACGCCUUCUAGACCCUCUCGAGCUCAUCACGCUCACGCGGAUGACGUUCCCAGAGUGUGAGCCAGUAGUAGAUGAACAGGGUCGGUUCGUCGUGCGCGGUAUAGCGAAGCGGGAAGGUGUCAAGGACGCGGAAGUAGGAGAGAUGUUCCCUUUUGCGGCUAUGAAUGCUCCACGGCCAUCAUCACCUUCCCAUCCUCUCACCUCACUGCUCAAGCGUAAACUCGCACAGCUCCAUUCGGACCCCGACGACCCAGAGGUCGACUCCCCGGGACCGAGCAAACGAUUACCCAGGACCCUCUCGCACGUCGACGCGCAAAUACCAGGCGAUGCAGGCGAGGAGAUUACAGCGGAGGAUAGAAAGUUGAUAGAUGGCUUGAAGAGGUUUAGAGGGAGUAAGCUGGGCCAGGAAGUGAGGGACGUUUGCAUUAGUCAGUAA